Messenger RNA from Protopterus annectens (West African lungfish), 3910 nucleotides. RefSeq names its product solute carrier family 9 member A9 (gene SLC9A9). The coding region runs from base 291 to 3215 and encodes 974 amino acids. NCBI's taxonomy places the organism in Eukaryota, Metazoa, Chordata, Ceratodontiformes, Protopteridae. The record is from RefSeq and is a predicted model, not a curated record. The transcript is spliced from 19 exons. Gene Ontology annotation, molecular function: sodium:proton antiporter activity. Gene Ontology annotation, cellular component: membrane; recycling endosome. Gene Ontology annotation, biological process: proton transmembrane transport; regulation of pH; sodium ion transport.
UAGCGCUGCUUUUAGGUUAAAACAAAACUACAUAUCCCAGCAUUCCAACUGUCUCCAAGUUAAACGACUGGAAACGACAGCAAGAUAGAAGACCAGAUAGUAAUAUCUGGAUAUUGGGUUUCAUGCUAUUUGACAAGAUGAUAUGGGCACGCAAGAAUAAAGUAUAAUUAUUGUGUUGAAAUUGUAUAUUUCUUCGUCAAAAGGUUGCUGUCUACCUUGCUAGUCCGUUUUUUUUUAAUUUUCGUGUGAAGGAGGUCACUCUUUUCUGUAAAGUACCGCUGUUUCUAGAGAUGGCUAUGGUAAGUCGAUUCCGAGCAGGACCAGAUGCUGAACAACUCCAUCACCGGGAAGCUGCACAGCUGCUUCUGUUCAAUUUCUUACUCAUUCUUACUAUUCUGACGAUCUGGCUGUUUAAAAACAGGCGUUUUCGAUUUCUGCAUGAAACCGGAGGAGCGAUGGUUUACGGUCUACUAAUGGGAUUAAUUCUUCGCUAUGCCACUGCACCAUCUGAUCCUGAAAACAGGAGAGUGUAUAACUGCAACAAGGACCUGAAGGCCAACCCUUCCACGUUACUACUCAACAUAACAGACCGUCUAUAUGAAUAUCAGUACAAGGGAGAAAUCACUAAAAGUAACAUCAAUGACCACCAAGGAAACUUGUUACUGGAAAAAAUGACAUUUGAUCCAGAAGUAUUCUUCAAUGUUUUUUUGCCACCAAUCAUUUUCCAUGCUGGAUACAGCUUAAAGAAGAGGCAUUUCUUUCGCAAUUUGGGAUCUAUUCUAACAUAUGCUUUUAUAGGAACUCUCACUUCUUGCAUUGUUAUAGGGGCAAUAAUGUAUGGCUUUGUGAAGGCUUCAGUGCAGCUUGGCCAAUUAAAAGCUGGCGAAUUCCACUUCACAGACUGUUUAUUCUUUGGAGCCUUGAUUUCUGCCACUGACCCAGAAGGAGAAAUCAUCCAGAGGAAGCGUAAUAAGCUAGUGCGUGAUUUGAAAGAUUACGAGACUGGCAUACUGUUCUCGUGGCAACGAGAACCUGUACGCAGCAGGUCAAAGGUCAGGAAUGGAAGUCAGAGACAACGAGGUAGUUCAGCGUCUUCAGCGUCUUCAGCGGAAAGGAAUACUUCUAAAAAUGUGACUUUCGCCAAUACCUCAGCGACUGUUAGCACAGCUGAGGUUCUCGAUGGUGCCUUAGUUUCAUCAAACACAGGAGAUUCCUUUCAGAUGAACACUUUCAUCAGAAAGCUGUUGUUAAAGGUUUAUUUUAAAAGAGAAGAUGAGUCAGUUUCUGGAAAUGUUGAUUCUAAUGUCUGUUGUACUGAUUUAGAUGACAGCCUUUUGAAUUUGUCUAUAUAUGAUUAUGAUGGGUCAGUCCUCUAUGAGUUGCAUGGAAAUGAUGAACAAGUGAACCAUGAAAGUAUUUAUAACACUGGUUAUGAAGAAGUUUUAAUCACUAAAAUUAAUGAACUAGAGCAACAGCUGUUUAAAGAAUAUACUGAGCCAAUUAUACAUGAUCUUUUUGACAAUAUAUUAGAUUGUGUUUCUGCAUACGAACGCAAAUUGUUUCAGCAGAAACAAAGUAAAGUUUCAAGAGACAUACAGGACUUUAAAACAGGACAAGUUUUUGUCUGGGAAAGACGUAUCCCAGAGCGUACUUUUAAUCUACGUAGUGGGCAAGAAAGUUUGGCUCCUAAACAGCAUUUAACUUUGUUGAGAAUUAACAAGAUGCCAUUGUCUCCUGCAACUGUCUCUAAUUCAACUAAUAAUGUAGGAGAAGCCUUGACUGUUGAUAUUGAAAGCAAUGGCCCUGACAUUACACCUGUUGACACCAGUUCUUUUACUGGUUCAGUUGCUACUAAUGAUGAAAUAACUACAUGUAAUGACUCUUUGGAUGUUAUACAUAUAACUCAUAAUACCAUGAACCCAAGUGUGAAUUUGUAUCCUACUGUUAAUGUUGUUAAUAAGAAAACACUGUUUUGUACUCUAAAUCACUUCCUUAAUGUAGGAGAUACUAAAAGGAUACAUUUUGCAAGUUCAAUAGCCAUUUACAGCCCUAAAGAAAAUCCUAACACGUUCGAUGCAGCAGCAUUCUUUCAGUCGGUUGGCAAUUUUCUUGGAAUCUUUGCUGGGUCUUUCGCCAUGGGUUCUGCAUAUGCAGUUCUCACAGCUGUGUUGACAAAGUUCACAAAGCUUUGUGAAUUCCCCAUGUUGGAGACUGGACUGUUUUUCUUGUUGUCCUGGUGUGCAUUCCUUUCUGCAGAAGCCUGUGGCCUCACUGGAAUUGUUGCAGUACUGUUUUGUGGUGUUACGCAGGCUCACUAUACAUACAACAAUUUGUCAGAGGAGUCAAAAGUGAGAACUAAGCAGGUAUUUGAAUUCAUGAACUUUUUGGCAGAGAAUUUCAUCUUCUGUUAUAUGGGUGUUUCAAUGUUCACCUUUCAGAAUCACAAUUUCAAUGCUGUGUUCAUACUUGGAGGAUUUGUUGCUAUUUUUGUAGCCAGAGCUUGCAAUAUAUAUCCCUUGUCAUUUAUUCUCAACUUAGGACGAAAACAGAAGAUUCCUUGCAACUUUCAACACAUGAUGAUGUUUUCAGGUCUACGUGGGGCUAUUGCAUUUGCCUUGGCAAUACGUGAUACAGAAUCCCUGCCCAAACAAACAAUGUUUACUACAACCUUACUUAUUGUGUUCUUUACAGUUUGGAUCUUUGGAGGGGGAACUACUCCAAUGCUUACAUGGCUGCAGAUCAGAGUGGGCGUAGACCCUGAUGAAGAUAUGAAAAUAAGAACUGCAAAGGAGGAUACUUGUGAACCUGAAGUGAUAAAUACUACUAAAGCGGAAAGUGCUUGGCUUUUUGGUCGAUGGUACCAUUUUGACCACAGAUAUCUAAAGCCAAUUUUAACUCAUGCUGGACCACCGCUUACAGCAACUUUGCCUGAAUGGUGUGGACCAAUUGCAAAACUGUUGACUAGUCCUCAGGCAUAUUCGAAUCAGGAACAAUUAAAGGAAGAAGAUGACACAGACUGCAUUAUCAGUCAUGAUGAACUCACAGUCAAUUAUGAAGCUGGCACACCUGCCUCAGAUCAAGGUUCUUAUCCAGGGAAUGAGAGCACAGGAACCACAGACAAGGAAAAUCUUACUGAAGGAGACUUGGGCCUUGCAGAAUAUGACUUUAGAAGAGAAAGCCCCCACAAUCAAGGCACAGGCCAUCCCAUGGUUUGAGAAGUGUAUGUAAAUGUCAACAUAAGGGAGUAGAUAGAAAAAGAAGCCACUUUAAUAACCAAUGUGUGUGUGUGUCAUGGGAGCACCGUACAAAUGGUAGCUGUGAAUAAUGUUGACAGUUUUUCCCAUGCUGUCAUGAAAUGUGUUUACAGCCUCACUGCAGCUGAAAGAUGUUAUGAAAUUUUGUCAACAAGGAAGAUCAAAAAAGGCAUCUUGACUUAGUUUGGGAUCCAUGUCAGGAAAAACGAGAAAGAUCUUAUUGUUAGUGCGAUAAUUGGACACUUUUGUGUGCAGUGGUCUGCAGUGGGAAAAUAAAUGUGUCUCUUCACAUUAGACUUCUGUUUCUCAUACUCUUGUAAUAAAUAUUUACAUGUUCUUGUCAUAUGUUUUCUUUUAAAAGUGUUCAUUGUUAGAAUUAAAAAAAAAAUGAAGUGGGCAUUCUGACAGUAAGUUUGUUACACGUUAUGUAUGUAAGUUCUUGUGUACUGAAGUGUUGCAUAGUUACAAGUUCUAUUCUGAGCAUUUUAUCUUUUUUUUUUAAUUACUCCCACUGGAGUUAUAUGCUUAAUUUAGAUAUGCAGUAUUUUAACAUAUCAUCUGUAUCAAAGUCAUAUUUUUUAAAUAUUGUUUCAACAGUUUUUUUUUGCUUUGAGUUUUAAAAUGAAUUUCAAUAAAAGAACAGUUAUGAAUAUCUA